Molecule: messenger RNA, 1273 nt
Organism: Neurospora tetraspora
Lineage: Eukaryota; Fungi; Ascomycota; Sordariomycetes; Sordariales; Sordariaceae
Exons: 3
Coding region: 330-1085 (251 amino acids)
Source: RefSeq, a predicted model, not a curated record
CCCCGUCACGGGUCGUUGGACGAUGGUUCAACAGAAGCGCUCGCAAUUUAAGAGUUGGUAAAGCGGACGGAGAAUGACUACGGUGAUGGCGGUUAUGUCCAAGUGGAUUAUCUGAGAGGCAGGUUGCCGUUUGUCUACAUGUCUUGUGAGCUGCGAAGAUCUGGAUGAACUUAGGAGCAUAAAGAGGCGCUGAGCCCACUUGCAAAGCAUGAGUUUUCGCUCACUCGACAUCAUCACUCCAUCGGGCAUUUUGCGGCAUCUUUCAGAUCAUUGAUUCUUAUCAUCCUAAACCACACUAGCAUUUGCGUCGAAUUCCCGAGACAGUCAUUAUGGCGCUCCCACCUCCAGAGCUAGAUGUCAGGACCCCUAUUGAUACUAUCCAGCCUCAGUCUGAGGACUUGAUAUCAGAUACUGAAGGACUUUUUGAUUUUAUCAUCAAAUCCCUUAAGACUCUGGCAGAUCUAUCGGAUUCCAACACCGCCGGAUGGAAUGCUUUGGCCGGAAAGAUGGCUGAGUGCAAGGUCAAGUGGGACGCUUGGUACGCCGGGUUCGUGGAUCGUGAACAAUUUCUCCAGAAAGAAGAACAAUGGAAUGGCAAUGGGCGAUACAGUUACCUGUAUCUCACUCGGACAGCCACUAAGCUUUGCGAUGCUCUUUCAGAACUGAAUGAUUGGGUUGAUGCACUCGCCAACGCCUUUGCGCUCCUGAAGCCAGGUGUGAAGGUGACCAUAUCGGGCCGUGUCCGGACCUACACCACUACAUUGGAAGACGCCCCAGUGGAAACCGCCAAGAUGAUUUUCACAGUUGCGUGCCGACUUCUGGAUUGUCAACGCUCCAACAACUUCAUCCAAAAAGGUCAGGCGAUGACAGACAAGCAACUAAAAGAGCUCGAAAAACGCACAGAGAACGCCGUAGUCGAGGAGAUGAAGGGCGACUCAUAUCUUCAAUUUCUCAAGAAGAGUCCAGCCCACGACGAUGCCAAGGCGUGGGAAAAGUAUCUACAGACACUCCGCCCGCAACCCAUCAGUCAAGUUAUUGAGGCCAUGAAGAAAGAGCAAGCCUCUCAACGCGGCAAAAGCACUUAGUCUGAUACCGCAGGAUCUCAGGGAACGAGUACCAAUCGGGCACGGGACCCCGGCUCGACUUCGGCCCUCUUUGGUGGACAGGUGGCACCGCGGUCCUAGGUCUACGAAGAGUUGCCAUCAGGAACAGAACGUCAUGUUCAUCCUUCUUCUUUCUCAAGGUUUUCAUCCAUUGGCCACCCACCUUCGUC